Molecule: messenger RNA, 1101 nt
Organism: Chenopodium quinoa (quinoa)
Lineage: Eukaryota; Viridiplantae; Streptophyta; Magnoliopsida; Caryophyllales; Amaranthaceae
Exons: 2
Coding region: 1-1101 (366 amino acids)
Molecular function (GO): RNA-DNA hybrid ribonuclease activity; nucleic acid binding
Source: RefSeq, a predicted model, not a curated record
AUGGAUUGGAAUGUAGAGCUGAUUUCUCGUAUCUUUAAUGCGAGAGAUCAAAAGUGCAUUCUAGCACUUCCAUUGAGCUGGAGAGAACCCAAGGACGCUUUGACGUGGGCUUUCUCUAAAGAUGGUUUAUACUCGACUAAGAAUGCAUACAUGUUGGGUAAGGGCUGCAAUUUUGAUGAUUUUCAUCAAGUGUGGGUUUUUAUUUGGAGCCUAGAAGUGUCACCUAAGGUACGACACUUUCUAUGGAGGUUUUGUACGGGUACUCUGCCCACAAAAGGCCUCCUUAUGGCGCGACAUAUGAUUGAGGAAGCCUUCUACCCGUGGUGUGGAGAGGUGGAGACGAGCUUCCAUGCUAUUUUUGAGUGUGUGCGAGUUGAGGAGCUUUGGGAAGAUUGUGGCUGCUCCUCCCUCCGUGCAAGAGCUGUAGGGGAUCUUUGUGAAUUAGUGCUCAGUUGGAAGAACGCAAGUGCAAAGCUACAACAGAGGGCUGCUUAUUUGGCUUGGUGUGUGUGGGGUGACAGAAAUAAGAAGGUUUUUGAAGGCACAUGGACACCAAAUGGGGUACUUGCGGCCAGAGUUGGCAGACUGGUAGAGGAGUUUGGGCUAUAUAGUAAGAAAAUUUACACCUCAAAUAUGCCCAAAGCAAAGAGAAGCAGCAAGAUCUGGAAACCACCCCCUGCUGGAGCAAUUAAGAUCAAUGUGGACGCAUCCCUUGCUGUUGAGGGCUGGGUGGGGAUGGGUGUGAUUGCAAGAGAUUGUGAGGGGAAGGUCCUUAUGGCAGCAACCAGAAGGGUCUGUGCUUGGCUUGCGAAAGCUUACGGAUUCAAUGAUAUUAUAGUGGAGACCGAUUGCCAAGGGCUUGUAAAUCGCCUUUCAAAAGCUGAUGUUUUCCUUUCUGAUUUGGAUAAUGUGUUAGAAGAUGUUCUUUCUUUAAGCCUUAGUUUUAAUUCAAUAGCUUGGAGUCAUGUUAGAAGAGAUGGCAAUUUUGUUGCUCAUCACUUAGCCAAGCUCUUGCCUAGCGGUGUAAAACAAGUAUGGGUGAAUCAUUGCCCUCCGGAGAUUUCACCUUAUGUACUCUCGGACAUUUUGUCCUUUAAUUGA